GUGUGAAUACCUUUUCAAAAUUAAGGAUAUGCCUUAUCUUUUCGGGGAAUAAAGCGGAUAUCAGGCCAAGGACAGGACUGCCCAUUUUUGUUUCGAGGUCGGAAACGUGAAUGGUGAUCCCGGCCCGCUCUGACCCUUUGCCAUCCCUAGAUUUGAAGUAUUUUGCACAAGUUAUAAGCACUACUUAAUACUACAGUAUAUAGCAUUGACUGAAGAAGGGACAAGCCGGAAAGUGAGUUAUUUAAUUUGGCGUUAAUUCGAAGGCGAGGCCACGGGCCACCCACUUGAUUUUGACUUUUACAUAUACAAUAGAUACCAUCUAAAGAGUGUUUAGACUUUAGAGGAAAAUAUAUAGAAACGAGACAGAACUGUGUGCUGAGCAGCUUCUAAAACCGCAAAUGGCGGCUGUGCCAUCGUCUUCGCCGUCCUCCGAUUCUCGAAACUCAGCUACUCACCCUAUUCAACCUAAGCGCGAGGUUGACGAUGUUACAACCAACAAUGGCGUCUUCGAUGUAUUCGAGGAAAAGCCUGACUCAACUCCCCAACAUUUUCAGGUUCUCAAUAGCACAGACUAUAUUGAGAAGUACCAAAAAUAUGAAGCUGACUGCAGUCGUCGGUUGAUGGCAAAAUACUUCUCGAAGAAGAAUCUUUAUGGGGGCAACAUAUUUGAGGAAACUAUGACAAUAAAUGGUGAGACAAUAAAAUCAAGCAGGUGGCCUUGCACUCGUUCAUUUGCAGACCCAGUGCAGGGUUUUGAAGAUCAGAGUAGCUGUGCUUCAUCUUCAACUGCAGAAACUAUGAAUAAUGUCCCCAAUGGAAGGGUUACGCCAAAGAAAAGUGGCUGAAAAUCAAUUUGUUGCUUUCUUUCAAAGUAUUGUACAUAAACAGAUGUGGAUGCUGUAGACCAACACGUUAUGAGAAGAAACUAAACAGAACUUUCUUCCACCUCUCAUUUGUCUUCUCUAUAUUUUUUUUCUCAUUGGUUGGGGUGGAGGGGCAGAUGGCUCUAAUUUUUUGCAUCAAGUUGUGAGAAAUGGCUAUUGAAAAUUCAUUUGUGCAUACGAGCUUCAGAAAAUUGGUCAGUCAGAAGUGAUAAACAGUGGUGAAUGAUGCAAAAAUAUUGGAAAUGACUUCUUAAAUAGAGAAUUUUGCUAGGAUUAAAUUCAACUUUGAUCCUUAAGAAAUUAAAUUGCUUGUAGCUGCCCAUAGUAAUGCAGGAGCAGGUAAAGGUUGUGAAACCCAAAAAAUUGGGACAGACCAUUUGGAGCAAUCAGUUUUAUGUAGAAGAUUAUUUUGUGUUGUACAUGCUCCUUUUCU
Pistacia vera is the source of this 1317-nucleotide messenger RNA. RefSeq lists its product as uncharacterized. Bases 399 to 845 code for a protein of 148 amino acids. NCBI's taxonomy places the organism in Eukaryota, Viridiplantae, Streptophyta, Magnoliopsida, Sapindales, Anacardiaceae. The transcript has 5 exons. The record is from RefSeq and is a predicted model, not a curated record.